This is a messenger RNA of Diaporthe amygdali, 1083 nucleotides long. RefSeq names its product splicing factor spf30 protein. The record is from RefSeq and is a predicted model, not a curated record. The coding region runs from base 1 to 1083 and encodes 360 amino acids. The transcript has a single exon. NCBI's taxonomy places the organism in Eukaryota, Fungi, Ascomycota, Sordariomycetes, Diaporthales, Diaporthaceae.
AUGCGUCUUUAUCGCCCUCCUCGCCUAUCUGAGACUCUUGUGGCGGACUGGGGUGGGUCCGUCAUGAGAGCCUUGUUCCAGGAAAUGCACAUUGACGAUAAUCAGGAUGAGGAUGAGUAUGGUCGUCCUCGUUCACCACUGGGGCCCAGUUUCCCUUGGCAAUUUGUGAACGGUCCUCUUGUUUCACAGCCUCUCGCUCCUUCCCUGUCAGAGAGGAAGUCCUUGAUGCAAGACAGAAAUCUUCCACGCUUCCUCUUCCGAUGCUUCACCGAUAGCUCGGGCGGGGCCUUACUCCGCCGUUUCAACAAGAGGUUGAAUAUGGCAGAUCGCGUGAUACCUCACUUCUUCCUCGACCACGAAGACGGCAUACCACAAAUGACGCUCGAUGAGUACAUAGCAAGGUAUCCCGAUCACAUGCAGCAGCACCUCGUCGGGUCAAGAGAGAUUCUGUCACCAUUCAGCUCGUGGACCCCCUCCAUCAUGGCCGCGUAUUUGUUCGCCGGGUUUGCCAACGACCCUUCCGCACGAAUCGCUGUUGUCGACACAACUUUGAUCCACAAUGAACUAUACUGCGUGGAUCACUACAGCCUCCGAGGACCUCCGGUCACGCGAGUCCACAACCGUGAUCUGCCCUGGGAAUACCAUAUAUACGGCCCUGUUAUGGGCCGAGGUUUCUUCACUGUGCCUGCAUCUCAAAUCGCGGACCUAUGGAAAGUGCCCCCGCGAAUGAGGUCGGCCCCACUAUCAACAGAAGAUAUCACAAAUUCCAGACGGAUUGCUGAGCUGUUCGUGUCUCCUGCGUGGGGGGCCGAGGAUGCGGACGUGAUUAUGCAAUUGACGACAAACUGGAUUGCAGGAUGGAGCUGGACGCGUUCUCGUGAUACUACUGGGCCAGGUCGGGUAAACCUGACGGAACAAGAGAUCGAGAGCGUGCUUGAGGUUUUGCGUCCUGAGCUGCAAGAUAGGGCGACUAGGAACACAGUACCCCUGCUUCCUGGUGAUAUACACACGAGUGUCUACGGCUUUGAGUGGAUUCAUUGGAGUUUCGUUCUUCUUAGAAUAAUGGAGCAAAUCACUCAAUGA